Molecule: messenger RNA, 801 nt
Organism: Arabis nemorensis
Lineage: Eukaryota; Viridiplantae; Streptophyta; Magnoliopsida; Brassicales; Brassicaceae
Source: the annotation of a GenBank genome assembly
AUGCAGCUCUUUCCGGUCAUCCUACCGACACUCUGCGUCUUCUUCCUCCACCUCCUCCUGCUAAGAGGCGGCUCUGCCUCCGGUCGCAAUGUGGCAGUCCCUCAUUGGCUUCCCGCGACCGCCACCUGGUACGGAAGUCCCGAGGGCGACGGAAGCAGCGGAGGAGCGUGCGGGUACGGGACCUUGGUGGACGUGAAGCCGUUUAGGGCUCGUGUUGGUGCGGUGAGUCCGGUGCUGUUCAAGGGCGGAGAAGGGUGCGGUGCAUGCUACAAGGUGAGGUGCCUAGACAAGAGCAUAUGCUCAAAGAGAGCAGUCACCAUCAUUGUGACCGACCAGUCACCGACUCUGUCUGCUCGAGCUGACCACACUCACUUCGACCUCAGUGGCGCGGCCUUCGGACAUUUGGCUAUCCCCGGGCAUUCUAACAUCAUGCGCAACCGUGGCCUUAUCUCCCUCCUCUACCUCCGGACGGCAUGCAAGUACAAAGGGAAGAACAUAGCCUUCCAUGUGAACGCAGGAUCAACUGAUUAUUGGAUCUCUCUUCUCAUUGAGUAUGAAGAUGGAGAAGGAGACAUUGGCUCUAUGCACAUUCGUCAGGCCGGGUCUCAGGAGUGGUUAGCCAUGAAGCACAUUUGGGGAGCAAACUGGUGCAUCGUCCAAGGACCACUCAAGGGACCAUUCUCCAUCAAGCUCACCACUUUGUCCAACAACAGAACGCUCUCCGCCAGAGACGUCCUCCCCAAGAACUGGGUUCCUAAAGCAACUUACACCUCUCGCCUCAACUUCUCCCCUGUCCUCUAA